UCCAGGAAAGGUACAACAGGACACGCUCUUCCACAACUUUUUGUCGACCCAGAUAUUCUGGCGGAUAAGCGACCAACUUGCUUUUGAAACAUUGAAUGUGGGGUCGUUUCGGGGAAAGGGGAAGUCAUACGCAGUAGGCUUGUGUAUUUCUUCCUCUCUUAGGUUCAGAUACUGUAUUUGAUAUUGGCCAACGCGCCUUUCUUGCCCCUUCUCUUGGGGUUUGUUGGUUAACCAGCGGGGUUGUAGCGAUGGGGGAUGUCAUUUCCACUCACCUGGACGAGGGCAAGCGAAAGAUGAUUACCGCUCGUACCAGGCAGGUGACGGAGGAGUUUGGCCAUGUGUACGAGCAGCAGUAUGCAGUGGCCCUCUUCAACAGUGUCCGCUUUGAGAUGGAGGGGGGAGGAGGGCCCCAGCCACAGCUCCUGCACCGCAAGGACCCUCUGGAGGACCGCUCCAUCUUUUCUGGGGGUCUGUUCCAGUACCUGGAGGAAAACAAGAGAUGGAGGAACCGCUUUGUCUUCGUGGCCGACACCUACAACAUCAGCUUCUAUGAAAACAAAGUGGCUCACGAGAGGGGCUUGCGCCCUAAAGGAACCAUAAACUGUGCUGGAUACAAAGCUCUGACCUCCAUGGAGGAGUAUCUUGAACUGAUCAACACCAGCCUGCCAGGUAUAAAGGCCAAGGUGGACAGUGGUCCGUUUGUGAAGUGUGCCACCCAGUUCCCUCUGAUCCUGUGGCAUCCAUACGCCCGCCACCACUACUUCUGUGUGCUGACAGAGAAGGAGCAGAAGAAGUGGCACGCUGUGCUUCAGGACUGUGUCAGACACAGCAACAAUGGUCUGUCAGAGGAGUGCAGGGUGCAGACCCCGGCCUUCACAGAUGCGGUGCGACUCCACAGGCAGGCUCAGGGACACUACGGCACCUGGGACAUGAUGUGUGGAGGGCCACCACAGAUCCUAGCCAACCUAGUGAUGGAGACUCUCCAUCCAGAGUUGAGGAAUCUGAUUGGUCCUCGUCUGAAGGGGAAGAUGCAACAGCGACAGAGGAACUGGAUGCUGAUCUCUGAGGCGGUGUAUAAGCAGGUGUUGUCUCAGACUCAGGCCCAGUAUGAGGCUUUAGUCCAGGCCUGUGAGGUUGAGACAUCCCGUCUAGACGCAGUGUUACGCACAGACAUGGACCAGAUAAUCACCUCCAAGGAACACGUCAGUGGCAAGAUCCGCGCUUUGGUGUUCCCCAGGGCAGAGCAGCUACUGCGGGGCAGCGUCCAGCCCUACCUCAGCUCCAUCCUGGAGGCCCUGAUGGAGCCUACCAGCCGAGGCUUUUCCGAGGUCCGAGACGUCUUCUUCAGAGAGCUGGUGGAGGUCAGCAAGAACACGCUCAACGGAGGGGGCAAGGACAAACUGGGGGAGCACAUGGACAAGAUCUCUAUGCUGGCGUUCCACCCGGUGAAGAUGCAGAGCUGCUAUGAGAAGGUGGAGCAGCUGAGUCUGGAGGGACUACAGCAGAGGUUUGAUGUGUCCAGCCCCUCCGUGUUCGUCCAGAGGGCUCAAAUCCUCAUGAGAGAGCAAAUGGCCAAUGCUGUCUACACGUUUGAGCAUCUGCUCCACCAGAGUCUGGAGGGAAAGGUCCAGGGAGGAGAGGACCUGUGUAAGACCAUCCACUGCUGUCAGGACAGAGUGCUCAAGAAAUAUGACUAUGACAGUAGCACGGUGCGUAAGAAGUUCUUCAGAGAGGCCCUGCUACAGAUCAUUAUCCCCUACAUGCUGAAGCAGCUCUCUCCCUCCUGCCAUCUGGACCUCCCUCGCUUCCAGGAGCUGAUCUUUGAGGACUUCUCCCGGUUCAUCCUGGUGGAGAACGUGUUUGAGGAGGUGGUGCUGCAGUCUGUCACCAAGGACAUCAUGAUGGCUGUGAAAGAGGCGGCGGUCCAGAAGAGACACAACCUGUACAGAGACAGCCUGAUCCUAACCAACAGCGACCCCAACCUCCACCUGCUGGGGGAGAACCCCUCGGUGGACUGGGCCACCCAGUUCAGGGGUGGGAAUGAGGAACCUGAGGUGGCCUUGGGAGGAGGCGGCCAGUCCAGCAGGAGGCGCAGGCAAGUGGUCUCCAUGAUCCAGCUGGACGAGAUGGGUCCGCUGCCCUACGAGUCAUGCCUGGAGGUGCCGGGGGUGGACUUCAUCCCUGAGGAGGGAGAGAUGGAGGAGGAGGUGGAAGUGGAGGAGGUGGAGGUUAAAGCUCAGGAGCCCAAGGAGCCAGAGACCCCCACGGAACCAGACCACCCCAAGGGGCCUGAUUCUCCAGACAGCAUGCAGGAGAUCCGUUACCUCAUCAAACCGGUGGUGGAGAUGGUGGUCCCGGCUUCAGAGGAGGACAUAGCUGUUCUCACCAAUGGGACAGGGACGCUGACGCUGGAGGAUGGGAAGGAGGAGGAGGUGACACUCAUCACCACCUUGGUGGAGAUGCACAGGAAGUCACCACAGUGGAUGAGCGCCCCACAGGAAGUGAGCGAGCAGCUGGUAGAAACAGGAAGUCCAGACCAGGAAGCUGAGGGGGGGCUUCAGGAAAAGGGGGAGGCAGCUAUUGAGGACAAGGGGGAGGAAGACGAGGCGGCCAUCAAGAACACCAUACAGGAAAUAGAGAUAGCGGUACAGGAAGAGGACGGAAAGAGGAUAACUGAGUGUGCCGUAUACUCUGACGCAGAGCUGGCCCCGCCAUUGGCCGACUCCAGCCCCUGGGGCCAUGAUGACAGCAGGUUCCAGUCGCCGACGAAUGAGGUCUUGGAUGAGGGCAAAUCUCAGCUAAUCAUGGAUGCUCUGAAAACAGAGGUUACUGUAGUCGACCCAGGAGAGGUGGUGGUGGUUUUAGAGCAGGGAGACACUGCACUUCACAACGACUACGAGACCGGGGAGGACUUCACUGGGAAAACCGCAGAGUGCGAGACAGAAAUGUUAUAUGAGAUUUGAAUGGGAGGACAAACGUUUUAUUUUUGUCGGUGUUAACUGAUCAUUCCUGACCCCUCAGCAUUGUUUUAUGGUUAUAAUGCCGACAGUCACAUCUACAACAGUGGCCAAUUCAACUGUGACUCCCAACCUCUCUCAUCUGGAGUCAUGUUUGUUCGUUUAAUUUCUCUUAACUUUACAUUUUAUUUGACUCUAUUCCUCAAGCGUUUGUGUAUGACACUGAACCCCAGGUAUCUGGGAAAAAUGUAUGCACUCACUAACUGUAAGUCUCUCUGGAUAAGAGCGUCUGCUAAAUGACUAAAAUGUAAAAUGUAAAUCUGCUGCAUUAUCCUUAGAUUGUGUGGUCACUAAGAAGUAAGGAAUUUAAAUAAUUUAAGUCAGAAUUGGAUAAGGGAUGUGGGGAGAAUUGCAGAUGCAGAAGAUACACAUUACACUACAGAGGCCUAUCUGCAAGGGCCCUAAGGAUAUGUUCACAGAUGCCUGACAUAGGUAGUUAUAACUCUAUGGUGCAUGGGCGCAGUCACACACCCACUGGUCAUUGCAUGACCUUUUAUUCAGCAGUAGGGGGCACUGUAGGCAGGCGGUUGACGCAAACAGUCUGGCAUGUCUUCCUACUGUAAUGGACAUCGUUGUGUAUAAACAUAUCAUUAUAGAGAUGUAGCUAUCAUUGCAUUCAGGGUCUGGGAGCUCUGCUUUUUAACAUGUUUUUACAUUGACUUAGCAACUUGUAUAAAACCAGUCAGACAUUGUGUCUUGAAUAAGUGUAAGUUGAACCUCCUUUUGAACCAUUAUUUUCACAAGUGGCCUUAUUGUUUCAACACUAUAUUUUUACAGUGCAUGACUUCAGCAUGAAAUGGCACUUGCUUGCUUACUUAUUUUCUAUGUAUGUUAGUCCAACCCUUAUUUAGUGUGAGGGGAGCGGCUCAAAUGGUAGCAGUCACUACAGUCGUAUUAUAGAUGCUAGAGGUCCCAUGUCGGCUACAGUGCUACUGAAAUGCACCAUCAUAAUUAUGCUAACAGUUGUUACUAAAGGGACUUGCUCUGCUGAUGUCUUGACUGUGAAUCAUCAGCAGAAUCUCUCAUUGAGAUGGAAUGUUCAGUCUGAGUGUGUGGUCUGGAAAACUGACAGCAGGCUAUGUACCUUGUCAUGAAGAGGCCUCUGUGUCAGUCUCUUCUGGCCAAACAACAAAGGGAAUCAUGGGGAAAUAACCAAGUCUAUAUCAGGUUAUUUUCCCCACUCUUAAAUGAGGGAAAUCAAAUUAUGAUUAUUUUCUAAACUAUCAAUGCUAUGUUUAUGGCCACUGUAUAUAUUUGAAGGCACAUUGUUCUUAAUCAGGCUUAAUCAGUUUGUAGCCUUGAGGAAAAUAUUUCCAUGUAACGCCAUGACUUAAAGGGUUAGUUCACUCAAAAAGUCAGUUUCCUUCCUCUUAUUUAUGACAAAUACUGUGUGCUGCUCAAUGCACCAGCCGCCGCUAUAUUCUUCAUUUUAUAUGUAAAGCUCUAUGCAAGAUCUUUUUAUUGGUUGUGUUUAGCUACAUGUAUGACUGAGUAUAUUUGUAUGGAUUAAUAAAUAAGUUGAUUUAUGGUU
Molecule: messenger RNA, 4548 nt
Organism: Coregonus clupeaformis (lake whitefish)
Lineage: Eukaryota; Metazoa; Chordata; Actinopteri; Salmoniformes; Salmonidae
Product: protein Niban 2
Exons: 14
Coding region: 249-2963 (904 amino acids)
Source: RefSeq, a predicted model, not a curated record